AUGACGACGACCAAGCGCACGUCUCCCGAGGCCGCGACCGUGCUGAGCCUGCCGCACGCCCUCACCUUGAUCGCCCAGUGCCUCCAGUCACAUCUUGCCGCCAGCGCCUUUCUCUUAGCGCUGCCACCUGCCUCGCUGAACGCGCCGCUGGCAGCCACCAAGGAGCUCCUGACGCGACCGGGGCCGCUGGCGUAUACGUGGCCAUCGCUCAAUCUCGACGGCGCCAUCUUGAGCGCAGGCAACGACAUUGCGCUGUACCGGGCGGCCCUGCCCGUGUUCGUCUCGGUGCACGCCACCGAAGUUUGGCAUUUUGGGCGCCUCUUCGCGGCCGACAGCACUCAAGCCUUCAUCGAUUUUGCGACGCAGUGGCCGCUCAAGUUGACGCACGUGACGUCAGAGUGGCGGUACCAAGUCGGCCGCGACGUCUUCUGCGACUUGCUACGGCGCUGCACGCGCCUCCAGUCGACCGAUUUGGUCGACGACGAAGACGACACGGACGUCUUUGCCGCGAUUACGACGCCCAACCACCGUGUCCACACCAUAUGCAUUGGCGAAGCGAGCUCUGCCGCCACCGACUUGGCCUCGCACGUGCUGCCAUGGCUCGGCAGUGGCCACGCUCGCAGCCUUACGAUCGAGUGCACCGUAGUCGAAGACGAGGAGGUUCUCGCGCGCGCGCUCGCGACCACGUCCUCGGUUCGGUCUCUCGGUAUCCACGACCACCAAGAGUUGCUCGACGCCUUCCUCGAACUCGAGUUGCCGCUGCACCAGCUCACGCACGUCGAGCUGCGGACAUAUACGCCAGCGGCCGUGGCUCCGUUCUUGGCCCUUCUCGACCUCACCUCACUCACGUCGCUUGCCAUCAGCAGCGCGGACGACCACGCUGACUUCUUUCCGCUUGGACGCAUGCCCGCACUUCGCCAUUUGGCGUCGACUGGAGGCCACAUCGGAGAUGGCUUUGCCGAGGCGUCGACGUGGCCGGACCUCGAGAGCAUGCACUUCAAAGCGAUCGACUUCACACCGACGGCAUUUGCUACAGUGCUCUCCUACCUCGGCCGCGCGCAAGGCCUCCGCAAAAUGGCGUUUCAACAGUGCAAACUGGCGGACGGGUGGUUUGUCAGUGUAAGUCGGACGCUGGUGCGUUUGAUCAACAACGGUCUUGCCCAUGCGAGCUUCAGCGAAGCGGGUCUGGACGACACGAGCCUCGGCCAUCUUGCGCAAACGCUGCGUGAAGGUCGCAAUACGACGCCCUUGACGCUGGACCUCUCGCACAACUGCAAGGUGACCAUCAAUGGCGUUCGAGUGCUUGGAGAAGCACUCGCACAGUGCACCGAUGUGCGCGUGAUGCUGUAUGUGGCGGACCAUCAACACAUGGACGAACUCCAAGCCUUUGUCGCCACGCAUCGCAUGGCGUGCGGCGUUGACCCGAAUUAUUUCACGUUCUAUAGUCCUACGUCGAUUAUGUAA
This is a messenger RNA of Saprolegnia parasitica CBS 223.65, 1464 nucleotides long. RefSeq lists its product as hypothetical. NCBI's taxonomy places the organism in Eukaryota, Oomycota, Saprolegniomycetes, Saprolegniales, Saprolegniaceae. The coding region runs from base 1 to 1464 and encodes 487 amino acids. The record is from RefSeq and is a predicted model, not a curated record. The transcript has a single exon.